Molecule: messenger RNA, 3205 nt
Organism: Amphiprion ocellaris (clown anemonefish)
Lineage: Eukaryota; Metazoa; Chordata; Actinopteri; Pomacentridae
Gene: sh3bp5la
Product: SH3-binding domain protein 5-like, a
Exons: 6
Coding region: 432-1742 (436 amino acids)
Biological process (GO): intracellular signal transduction; negative regulation of protein tyrosine kinase activity
Cellular component (GO): cytoplasm
Molecular function (GO): protein kinase inhibitor activity
Source: RefSeq, a predicted model, not a curated record
AUUUACUUCAUUUGUAAUGAUGAUGAUGUGAGGCCGAAACCGUUAGCUAGCUAGCCUAGCUAAAGUAAUGAAGAACUGGUAGAACAUGGAGGAAAACAGGAGUUUGUUGGGGGGUCAGAGUGUGAUGUACCUCCUUUUAGUUUUCAUCUCAUGGCAGCUGUUUGUUCUUUAAAGCAGUCGUUAAAUUCUCACUAACGGAGUUAGCCUGUUAGCACGCUAAGCUGCAGGCUAGGCUAGCUCCAGUGGGGUCGGGUUUCGGUGUGAUUUAAUAUGGCUGAUUGGAAACUCAACAACACUCGUCACCGCUGGAAUUAUUUUUUCAUUCACCCCUACCUAAUAAUCCGUAUCAACCUUCCCUCGUUGUAGGUCAAAAAGCUGCUGUUCAAGCAACCUUAGCUAAAGCUGCUGCUAUCGAAACCGUGCGGCCUGGUAUGGAGCCAGGGGACUUGCGUGAGAGCCCCGCCGGCUCUGGUGAGUCAGAUGUGGGGGAUUGGAGGGAGGGGAUUCCUGGAGAAGAUGAGGAGGUCAAAGCGGCCGAAAGUAAUGGGACAGCAGCACAGACUGCCCUCAGGGACGCCUGCGAAGACGGCGAAAAUGAGAAACAAAAAAGCGUUGGAGAUCCAUUACACAGCCCGUAUGAAGAGGAGCUGGACCCCCGUAUCCAGGAAGAGUUGGAGCACCUCAAUGAGGCCAGUGCAGAAAUCAACAGACUAGAACUGCAGUUGGAUGAUGCCAGAUCAGGCUACCGGAAGAUCCUCACUGAGUCUGCCAGGAAGCUUAAUGCUCAGAGCUCUCAGCUGGGUAGCUGCAUAGAAAAGGCAAGACCAUAUUAUGAAGCCCGCCGCCUUGCAAAGGAGGCACAGCAGGAGACCCAGAAGGCAGCUCUGAGCUAUGAGAGGGCAGUUUCCAUGCACACCGCAGCCAGGGAGAUGGUCUAUGUGGCAGAGCAGGGCCUGAUGGCUGACGGCAAGAACACCCUGGAUCCUACCUGGCAGGAGAUGCUCAACCACGCCACCGCCAAGGUGAAUGAAGCCGAGGAGGAGCGACUCCGCAGUGAGAGGGAGCACAUGCGUGUCACACAUGCCUGUCAGGAGGCCGAGGCUCGGGUUCAGAUGCUGCAAAAGUCCCUCAAAAGAGUCAUCGUCAAGUCCAAACCUUAUUUUGAGCUCAAGGCCCAGUUCAACCACAUACUGGAGGAGCACAAGGCCAAAGUGCUGCAGCUGGAACAGCACGUAGCCAAAGUGAAGACCCGCUAUUCGAUUGCCCUGCGAAACUUGGAGCAAAUCAGCGAGCAAAUCCAUGCUCAGAGGGGGAGAGACCAGGGCAAGGGAGGACGCCCCACCGUCUGCGGCGGGCGGAGCCCCCCCAUCGGAGCUGAGUCCGACAGCAAAGUUCAGGAAGAAGGUGGAGCCUGCGGCGGUGGCGCGAUGGGGAAAAAUCAAGUUGAUUCAGCCAUCGACCUAGUGGAGAGAUAUAAGGAGAAGGAAAAUGAAAAGGAGAGGGAGCGAGCUGGGUCGGAUUCCCUCUCAGUCUUCAGCCUGCAGACCAUCGCUUCCGACCUGGAGAAAUAUGACUCCAUCGAGCACCUCGGGGACCUCAGCGAUGUGGGGAGCGUAACUGGGGACGAAGGGGAGAAAGAGAGGGGGGGAGUGAUGAACAAAAGAGACAAGCUGACGGAAACAACUGCCAAAGAGCGCCAGCAGCAGUUCUACAAGCAGCACCACCGCAGUUUCAGCCUGUGAGGCGCUCAUACAUGCAGCUGCUGUAAACAAUGCAAAAGUAAAACGGGAGUGAACGUCCCUAACACAAAGGUACCAACCAAAGUAUAACACAGUGAAUUAGCUGCAGUGAUACAGCUGUAGGUGUAUCAAACUUAGUGUAAAUAAGCACACGUACUUUGACUGACAUUAGCAUAACGCUCAACACAGUUAGCAUCGCAGCCUAGUUAGAACACUACAGGCGUCUACAGAGCUUACAUUCCUUCAGGACAAGUAUUCUGUAUAUUCACUCCCUCUGAGGGAUUCUGGGUAGGAUUUGCUCCUGGAGCAUGAAGGAGCAGCGGAGAAGAUGAAAAGCCCCCUUUGAACAGGCAUGUUUAGAAAGGCAUCGUUGUUUCACUGUCACAGGCUAAUCACUGAACUAAUUGGGUGAGACUGGUGAAAAACAUCUCCCCCCACCACCACUGUUGCCCCUCCAGGCGUGUCGAGUCUUAUCAGCGAUUACUUCAAGGUAGAGGGUCGCAGGGCUGCUGCGUGCACCCUGAGAUAGCAGGGAAAAAUGACAAAAACGUUUCUCUGUCAGUGCAGAGUGAAAGCAUGUCUGAAUCCCGACUUCAUGUAUUACUUUCCUCUUACAUGCUGCACGUUUUAUUUCGGCACGAGAGAAUGCGUUUUUUGAAAAUUCCUGAAAGACUGUUUCCACUGCCGACAGCAUGCACUCCGACUAAAACAGACACUUGUGACGUCUUCAGGGCUAUAAGCUGAAAGAAAUACUGACACAGUUGAAGCUAAGGAAAUGAAGCUCAGCCACUUUUUGUUUUUUAUGUUGCAACGCUGAAGCCUUUUCAAAAUUUGUUUACAUUUGAAUAAGUGGGUGCAUUUCCUCAUUUGUUUGCCUUUUUUUUUUUAAAAGAAAGAAAAGCCCUUGUAAUUUGAAAUGUGCCUUGCCACAGAACAAGUAAAUUUAGCUCGAGUAGUAGCUUGAUGUAAGCGCCGUUUAGUUUAUUUACAGAACAAGUGAGUGCCCUUUUAUGAUUUUUACAAGAUUUUAAUCAUCUGACUCACCCUGGCACCGUUUCAGACUUGAAGAGUUCUGAUUUGUGUAUUGUUUUUUUCCUAUGAUAUUGUACUUUGAUUGUCAAAGUGUAAGCUGCAAAACAGUGAAGUCAAAAAAUAUGACUUGUAAAUGUAUGUAAUUAUUACAAAAAGCUGGAAAAUAUUGAUGUGUACAGUUAAGAUGUGUGUUGCCGAUUUGAGUACUUGACAAUUUAUUUUGUUGUACAGAUGUUCUGGAUCUCCGCGGGUUUAUUUAAAGCAUCAUCACUGUCACAGUUUAUGUGAAACACCCUGUCACCUCCACUGCUGUCUUCACAGUCAGUCCUCACCCUUUGAAUGGCAUUUAUGAAUCAGUUAGUGUCAUUCACUGUUUACUAUUUAUGCAUUGUCAUGUCUAUAAUCAAUAAAAAAACUGAUUCUUGCCUCCUGUA